Penicillium soppii is the source of this 525-nucleotide messenger RNA. RefSeq lists its product as uncharacterized. The transcript has 3 exons. The record is from RefSeq and is a predicted model, not a curated record. NCBI's taxonomy places the organism in Eukaryota, Fungi, Ascomycota, Eurotiomycetes, Eurotiales, Aspergillaceae. The coding region runs from base 1 to 525 and encodes 174 amino acids.
AUGCGUUAUCUCGCCACUCUCCUACUUGCUUCGGCUAUCCUCAUCGCCGCUCAAGAUGCACCGGCCACAACCCCUACAAGCGGCAACUCCAAAUGCGCCCAUCAGAAUCUGGUAGAUUCAUGCGUCGCAGCCAUGAAACGCGGACUCACAAAGUGCAGCACAGACGACUGGGACUGCAAAUGCUCAGGCGCUGCCAAUAUUGCCAACUGCUAUGUAGACUGCGCCGAGGAAGAUGAAGGAGGUGCCUCUGCACGGUCAUUGAGUGUAGGGAAUUGCGCCACCGCGAACGCAUACGACCAGGGAGAAACGACUGUGGCGCCAACAUGGACCCUGCCCGGCUCUAAUGCAGCCCAACCGACCGAUACAGAGCCAAGUAUCACUUCUACUAUUGCCGGGCCGACGAAGUCGGUGGAAGGGAAUGAGAAGUCGGCGAGUACAUCGGAGGGGGCUGCAUCGGUGAAUGUUGCUGGUGGCGCCAGUAGCUGGCUAAUUCUUGUUGGGCUGGGGUUGGGGAUUACUUUUUGA